Molecule: messenger RNA, 996 nt
Organism: Laetiporus sulphureus 93-53
Lineage: Eukaryota; Fungi; Basidiomycota; Agaricomycetes; Polyporales; Laetiporaceae
Product: DUF1295-domain-containing protein
Exons: 5
Coding region: 1-996 (331 amino acids)
Cellular component (GO): membrane
Source: RefSeq, a predicted model, not a curated record
AUGCGUCUUUUCAUCUCCUUUAAACAUCUCAUCCUUCCGGAGAAGUUCCCUCAGCCCACGCCGCUCCUGAACUAUGUGCUGCUGCCCUUCUGGCUGCAUGAGCUGUUGAUGCCUUUGUGGCCUUCUACUCUCAAGGAUAUUUACCACGCUGUUACAGAAUGGUACAGUCUGAGGGCAUUGUUGAUGUUAGGUUUGGUGGUAUCUCCUACUCACGAUGCACUCAGUCUCUCAUACAACACGUGGAGGAGAGGGUUGUUCAAUUUCCACGAUGAAGAUUACCGUUGGCAAAUUGUCCGAAACAAGAUACCCUGCUGGUUGUUCCAGAUCGUCAACCUCGUUUUUAUAGCCAUGAUCCAAAACAUCAUACUAUUCCUCCUUGGAAUCCCCAUGCAUAUCGCCAUCUUCCAGCAGCCUGCACGCCUCAGCACUUUCGACUAUGUGCUUGGAGCCCUUGCACUCAUUGACAUCGUCCUAGAAUUUGUCUCGGCCAACCAGCAAUACUUGUUUCAGAUAUACAAGCAUAUGGGCAUUCAUGAGAAGAACGAGUGGAUUGGUGCGCGUAUCAAAUGGACACCACGGGAUGCUAAGCAUGGAUUUGUCACACGUGGGCUCUGGACGUGGUCGAGACACCCAAACUUUUUUUGCGAACAGACCUUCUGGAGUACAUAUGCUGCAAAUGCCCUCAUCACAUUGUUCCCUUUGCUUGCACCCGAGUCACCAAACCUGCCCUUUCUCUCAACAACAUCCAUGAUGCCUCUGUGGCUGCUGAUGCCUGCUCUCAUAUUAUGUGUACUGUUCUUCUCUUCGACUUGCUUCACUGAAAGCAUUUCAUUGUCGAAGUAUCCUGAGGUGUACAGUGCCUACUGUGAGCACGUUGCAAUGUUCAUACCGCUACUGACACCCCUGUGGGGGCUGCUCUUGCAGCUCAGAGAGAAGAAAGUGCAGGUGGAUGUGAUUCUCUUUGGACAAGAUGAGGAUAGCAAGAAGAAGGAGUGA